Molecule: messenger RNA, 2784 nt
Organism: Lampris incognitus (smalleye Pacific opah)
Lineage: Eukaryota; Metazoa; Chordata; Actinopteri; Lampriformes; Lampridae
Product: frizzled-8-like
Exons: 1
Coding region: 330-2066 (578 amino acids)
Biological process (GO): non-canonical Wnt signaling pathway; canonical Wnt signaling pathway
Cellular component (GO): plasma membrane
Molecular function (GO): Wnt-protein binding; Wnt receptor activity
Source: RefSeq, a predicted model, not a curated record
CUGCAAACCGAGAUAACGACGGCGGCGCGUCGGGCGAAAAUACAACAUACACCCCCUUUUUUAAGUUGUCCCCCCCCUCUCUCCCCCUCUCUCCCGUUUUGGAUAUUUGACCAUUUAUUUCAAGCAGACAGCGGCAGACUAGACUACUCCCAGAGGAGCUCCUGUCUGCUCCUGUAAGGAUGACUUCAGCAGCAUCUCUGGAUUAACCAGCCUGCAGCCUGCAUCCUGCAUCCUGCAGCCUGCAGCCUGCAGGCGGACUUCACCGGCGGAGGUUCGACGACGACCGGAGGGGGGGGGGAGACCAGCGUACGCAGGCAGGAGCGCCGACCAUGGAGCGGACCUCUGCGGCGCGGCUGCGCCCCCUCCUAACCCUGCUGCUCCUGCACGGGUCCGGCUGCCUCGCCGCCAAAGAGCUGCAGUGCCAGGAGAUCUCGGUGCCGCUGUGCAAAGGCAUCGGCUACAACUACACCUACAUGCCCAACCAGUUCAACCACGACACGCAGGACGAGGCCGGCCUGGAGGUGCACCAGUUCUGGCCGCUGGUGGAGAUCAAGUGCUCCACGGACCUCCACUUCUUCCUCUGUAGCAUGUACACUCCCAUAUGCCUGGAGGAGUACAAGAAGCCCCUGCCGCCCUGCAGGAGCGUGUGCGAGAGAGCCAAGGCGGGCUGCGCGCCCCUGAUGAGGCAGUACGGCUUCCCCUGGCCGGACCGGAUGCGGUGCGACCUCCUGCCGGAGCAGGGCAACCAGGACGUGCUGUGUAUGGAUUACAACCGGAGCGACGCCGCCACCACCGCCUCCCCGGUGGUGGCCAAGCCGACCAACCGGCCCUUAAAGCCGUACAGCCCGCGGAAGAAGAGCGGGUACGGCCGCGUCAACGCCGGGAAACACCAGCAGCCGGCGGCGGCGUCCUGCGAGCCGGGCUGCCAGUGCCGCGCGCCCAUGGUGCCGCUGAGCCGGGACAGCCACCCGCUGUACAACCGGGUCCGGACGGGGCACAUCCUGAACUGCGCCGUGCCGUGCCACAACCCCUUCUUCUCCCAGGAGGAGCGGACCUUCACCGCCUUCUGGAUCGGCCUGUGGUCGGUGCUGUGCUUCGUCUCCACCUCCGCCACCGUGGCCACCUUCCUCAUCGACAUGGAGAGGUUCAAGUACCCGGAGCGGCCCAUCAUCUUCCUCUCCGCGUGCUACAUGUUCGUGUCGGUGGGCUAUAUCGUGCGGCUGGUGGCCGGGCACGAGCAGGUGGCGUGCAACGUCGAGUACGGGUCGGAACACAUCCACUACGAGACCACCGGCCCCGCGCUCUGCACCGUGGUCUUCCUGCUCAUUUACUUCUUCGGCAUGGCCAGCUCCAUCUGGUGGGUCAUCCUGUCCCUCACCUGGUUCCUGGCGGCGGGGAUGAAGUGGGGCAACGAGGCCAUCGCCAGCUACUCCCAGUACUUCCACCUGGCCGCCUGGCUGAUCCCCAGCAUGAAGUCCAUCGCGGUUCUGGCUCUGAGUUCGGUGGACGGCGACCCGGUGGCCGGGAUUUGCUACGUGGGGAACCAGAACCUGGACAACCUCCGCGGCUUCGUCCUGGCGCCGCUCGUCAUCUACCUGUUCAUCGGCACCAUGUUCCUCCUGGCCGGCUUCGUGUCCCUGUUCCGGAUCAGGAACGUCAUCAAGCAAGGCGGCACCAAAACGGACAAACUGGAGCGGCUGAUGAUCCGCAUCGGGGUCUUCACGGUCCUGUACACCGUGCCGGCCACCGUCAUCGUGGCGUGUUACUUUUACGAGCAGCACCACCGGCAGACGUGGGAGAUCACCCACAACUGCAGCUGUCUGCCGGACCAGGACCGACACAGACCGGUCUACGCGGUCUUCAUGCUCAAGUACUUUAUGUGUCUGCUGGUCGGCAUCACGUCCGGCGUCUGGAUCUGGUCCGGCAAGACUUUGGACUCCUGGAGGACUUUCUGCACGCGCUGCUGCUGGGGGAGCAAGACCUCCUCGGGCUCCAUGUACAGUGACGUCAGCACCGGCCUCAGCUCCGUCUCCUGCCCCAAGCAGAUGCCCCUGUCCCGGGUGUGAGCGGGCGGGACGGCCGCGCUGUGAUUAACACGCUGAUGGCUCGUGUUUAACUAGCGGCAGGACAAUGUAGCUGCCAGGCAGAGUAUUAAUUAACCGGGCUUAAUUACCCACAUCUCCCUUCUUCUGCCCCCCCGUAGACCCCCAGCAGAGCUCAGCCUCAGCCCCCCCCCGUGUCCGCGGUAAAGAACGGUUCGGGUUUCAGACACACACACUUAGGAUGAUGAUAAUAACAACAACAACAACAAUAAUAAUAAUAAUAAGACUGCUUCGUCUUUUUCACUUCUGCAAGUUGCAUUUUGAAUCGAUGCCUUAAAGACUGUCUCAUACGGGUCUCAUUGUGUAUUUAUAUAAUUAUUGGUGUACAUAAUUUGUAUAUUUGUACAUGGGAUUUUACGAGAAUGUAAAUAUGUAUAAUUUCCACUUUGAUAGAAGAUCUUUAUUUUGAGAAUAAAACGACGUUUAUUGAAUUUUAUCCGCGCGUCCCUGUUCCAUUAUCCACUGUUUGGUAUGUGGUGGAGAGUCUAUACGGUCAUGCAGUAGAGUCCUGCAGUAGAGUCCUGCAGUAGAGACAUGCAGUAGAGACAUGCAUGCAGUAGAGUCAUGCAGUAGAGACAUGCAUGCAGUAGAGUCAUGUAGUAGAGACAUGCAGUAGAUUCAUGCAGUAGAGUCAUGCAGUAGAGACAUGCAGUAGAGUCAUGCAGUAGAGUCAUGCAGUAGA